AUGCGGCCGCAACGGGAAUACCAUAUUGUUGUUCUGGGUGCUGGAGGUGUUGGAAAGAGUUGUUUGACUGCGCAAUUCGUUCAAAAUGUUUGGAUUGAAAGCUAUGACCCGACCAUCGAGGACUCAUAUCGCAAGCAGAUUGAGGUAGAUGGCCGGCAAUGCAUUCUGGAAAUUCUUGAUACCGCAGGGACAGAACAAUUCACUGCCAUGAGAGAACUUUAUAUGAAGCAAGGUCAAGGCUUUUUACUGGUCUUCUCCAUCACUAGCAUGUCAUCACUGAAUGAGCUCUCCGAACUCCGCGAACAGAUAAUUCGGAUCAAAGACGACGAGAAAGUCCCCCUCGUGAUUGUCGGCAACAAAUCAGAUCUCGAAGACGACCGAGCCGUGCCCCGAGCGCGCGCUUUCGGCCUUUCCCAGAGCUGGGGCAACGCACCAUACUACGAAACCUCGGCCCGCCGCCGCGCGAACGUGAAUGAGGUAUUCGUUGACCUCUGUCGUCAAAUCAUCCGUAAGGACCUACAGGGCUCAGGCUCCAACAGUGAUUCAUCCCGAAAGCGCGAAAACGCAAAUCGCAACGACCGCAAGAGAGACAAUAGAUCACAGCGCCGACGUUCCCCGUGUGUCAUCCUGUAA
Messenger RNA from Penicillium verhagenii, 633 nucleotides. RefSeq lists its product as uncharacterized. The transcript has 7 exons. Gene Ontology annotation, cellular component: plasma membrane. The record is from RefSeq and is a predicted model, not a curated record. Lineage: Eukaryota; Fungi; Ascomycota; Eurotiomycetes; Eurotiales; Aspergillaceae. Gene Ontology annotation, biological process: signal transduction. The coding region runs from base 1 to 633 and encodes 210 amino acids. Gene Ontology annotation, molecular function: GTPase activity; GTP binding; GDP binding.